AUGAUCCAUGGGCCUUGCGGUAAUUCAAACAAUAGAUCACUCUGUAUGGAGUCAGGUAGCUGUAGCAAGAAGUAUCCUAGACCUUUCAUUCAAGACACACAGACAGGAGACGACGGGUAUCCAAAGUAUAGGCGAAAAGCUCCAGAAAAUGUUUAUUUUACUGUUGAAAUAAAUGGUAAGACACUUGAUAAUCGUUGGGUAGUACCAUAUAACUCAGUGCUUUCACGUACAUUUGGUGCUCAUAUUAAUGUAGAGUACUGUAACUCUGUAAAAUCUAUAAAAUACAUUUGUAAAUAUAGUACAAAAGGAAGUGAUCAAGCAGCAUUUGGUUUUGAAAAUGAUAAUGAUGAAGUCAAGCUUUAUGAAAGUGGUCGAUAUAUCAGCAGCUCUGAGGCUGUAUAG
Acyrthosiphon pisum (pea aphid) is the source of this 402-nucleotide messenger RNA. RefSeq lists its product as uncharacterized. The coding region runs from base 1 to 402 and encodes 133 amino acids. The record is from RefSeq and is a predicted model, not a curated record. The transcript has a single exon. NCBI's taxonomy places the organism in Eukaryota, Metazoa, Arthropoda, Insecta, Hemiptera, Aphididae.